GGUAUUUCAAAAGCCAUGAUAUCAGAUCGUUAUAGAAAGGAAGGCGCGAGACGCAGAGGCCUCAGAAAAAUUAUUUUGGACUUCCCGCCAACUCGAUCGACAGUAUUCUUUUUCUUUUUCGCUGCACCGGAGAGAGAGAGGGGGGAAGAAACCGAAAUGGAGUUUAGUCUCAGCGGAAACGCCCUCAAGACCUUCGCUCGGUCAAUCACUUGCCUCGCGCGUGUGGGAAACGAGCUUGCCAUCCAAGCCUCUCCUUCUCAGCUCAUACUUCACACCAUUAAUUCAUCACGAUCUGCCUAUCAAUCUAUUACAUUCAAGUCCGGCUUCUUUGAUAUGUAUACAAUUUCUGGUACACAAGUCCAAUGCAGCUUACUCUUGAAGGCCAUUUGUUCUGUUCUUAGGACACCUAUUUCAUCAAUUAAUCAUCUGAGCGUACAGUUGCCUGGUCCUGAUUCAUCAAAAGUGCAAUGGACUUUAGAGUGCUACAGUGGGAUGAAAAAAUCCUACUGGAUUACUUGCAAUGUUGAGUCCGACAUACAACAUUUAUCUCUUGAUAGAAGAAGAUUCCCAAGCAGCUUAGUUGUGAGGCCUCGAGAUCUCAACAGACUGCUAGCCAAUUUCCAAUCAUCACUCCAGGAGAUUACUGUCAUUGCAACAGAACCUGCUUCCAUGCCUACUGAUGCUGCAAGUGAAAUAGGUGGAAAAGCUGUUGAACUUAGAAGUUAUAUAGACCCGACAAAAGAUAAUGACUCUGCACUACAUACUCAGUUGUGGAUAGAUCCUGUGGAAGAAUUUGUUCAGUAUACCCACACAGGAGACCCUGUGGAUGUGACAUUUGGUGUGAAGGAAUUGAAGGCAUUCCUAGCUUUCUGUGAGGGCUGUGAAGUGGACAUUCAUUUAUAUUUUGAAAAAGCUGGAGAGCCAAUUUUAAUGGCACCAAAAUUUGGUUUAGAUGAUGGAUCCAGUUCAAAUUUUGAUGCUACACUUGUACUUGCUACAAUGCUCAUAUCACAGCUCCAUGAAGGAAAUUCCUCAGAACCUCCACAAGUGGCUACCACAACCCAUGUUCAGGCUGUGUGUGGCACUGGGUCGCAGCCACUGGCAAGGGGUAGAGCAAAUGUGUCUGAGCAUCCUUCUGAUCACACCAGAAUUUGGUCUGAACUUUCAGGCAGUGCGGCAAGAAGUGGAAGUGGUGCUGAUGGAAGACAGGCUCAAGGAGAAAGAAACUUGAAUGCUACUGAACAGAGGGAAAUACAAAGGAUUAGCAUGAUUCAAAUAUCAAAAGAUGCAUGUGCUCAAGUGAAUGAGCCUGCAGGUCCAAGGUGCCAUCCUACAGAAGAGCAUCAUGAGGAGGAAGCUCGAGAUAGACCAGAAAUUAAUGGUCAUGAUUUUUCACAACGACAUCUGAGCAACUGGGUAGAUGCAAAUGAAGAUGAUGAUGAUGAUGCAGAUGAAAAUGAAUUGUGUGUUCAGCCAACGCCACCGUAUUAUGAAGAACAGUAGCACUGAGUGAUCUCUGUCACUAUGAUAGGCAGAUGCUUCUGCUUACUUCUGUUGUUCGCAAGGACACAUUUCUGCUUCUCAUGUUUGUAGAAGAUUCUCCAUUGAAAAGCUUGAAUUAUUGAUGGUGUUAUUAGAAUUUCAGAUGAUGGGAUCUGUCAUUUUCUUAUUUUUCCAGUAAGGUUUCUACUUGAAAUGAUUGUCGGAGCCAACCUGAAAAUUAGUAUGUUGGCUUCAAUUAAUAAUGUCUCGCUGUAUCUAUGUUUCAAUGAUACCUCUUGACAUGAUGAAUGAGAAGAAGUUUGGAUGGAAA
Messenger RNA from Hevea brasiliensis (rubber tree), 1813 nucleotides. RefSeq lists its product as uncharacterized. The transcript has 11 exons. Bases 16 to 1503 code for a protein of 495 amino acids. Lineage: Eukaryota; Viridiplantae; Streptophyta; Magnoliopsida; Malpighiales; Euphorbiaceae. Gene Ontology annotation, cellular component: checkpoint clamp complex. Gene Ontology annotation, biological process: cellular response to ionizing radiation; mitotic intra-S DNA damage checkpoint signaling; DNA repair. The record is from RefSeq and is a predicted model, not a curated record.